Molecule: messenger RNA, 2027 nt
Organism: Phyllostomus hastatus (greater spear-nosed bat)
Lineage: Eukaryota; Metazoa; Chordata; Mammalia; Chiroptera; Phyllostomidae
Gene: HCLS1
Product: hematopoietic cell-specific Lyn substrate 1
Exons: 14
Coding region: 155-1582 (475 amino acids)
Biological process (GO): regulation of actin filament polymerization
Cellular component (GO): site of polarized growth; cortical actin cytoskeleton; actin filament
Molecular function (GO): actin filament binding
Source: RefSeq, a predicted model, not a curated record
UGUGAGGACACAGUGGCAGGAAAUGACAGAAAACCUGAAUACGGAACUGAAGCAGCCGCUCAUUUUCUCGCUCAGAAGUGGCAGCAGCAAGAGAAGGAGCCAAGUGUGGACGUGAGGAGUGGGGAGCUUCGAGCAGACACUCGCGCUGUUGGAGAUGUGGAAGUCGGUCGUAGGACAUGAUGUAUCUGUUUCCGUGGAGACCCAGGGUGAUGACUGGGACACAGACCCUGACUUUGUGAAUGACAUCUCUGAGAAGGAGCAACGAUGGGGAGCAAAGACCAUCGAGGGCUCUGGACGCACAGAGCAUAUCAACAUCCACCAGCUGAGGAACAAAGUGUCGGAGGAGCAUGACAAGCUCAAGAAGAAGGAGCUGGAGUCAGGGCCCAAAGCGUCCCAUGGCUACGGUGGUCGGUUUGGUGUGGAAAGAGACCGAAUGGACAAGAGUGCUGUGGGCCAUGAGUAUGUUGCUGAGGUGGAAAAGCACUCUUCUCAGACAGAUUCUGCCAGAGGCUUUGGGGGCAAAUACGGAGUUGAGAAGGACAGAGCAGACAAGUCGGCAGUUGGCUUUGAUUACAAAGGAGAAGUGGAGAAACACACAUCUCAGAAAGAUUACUCUCGUGGCUUUGGUGGCCGUUAUGGAGUAGAGAAGGAUAAAUGGGACAAAGCAGCUCUAGGAUAUGACUACAAAGGAGAAACAGAGAAACACGAAUCCCAGAAAGAUUAUGCCAAGGGCUUUGGUGGUCAGUAUGGGAUCCAGAAGGACCGAGUGGAUAAGAGUGCUGUUGGCUUCAAUGAAAUGGAGGCCCCAACCACAGCUUAUAAGAAGACGACACCCGUAGAGGCUGCUUCUAGUGGUGCCCGUGGGCUGAAGGCAAAAUUUGAGUGCAUGGCUGAGGAGAAGAAGAAGAGGGAAGAAGAAGAGAAGGCACAGCAGAUGGCCAGGCAGCAACAGGAGAGAAAGGCCCUGGUGAAGACGAGCCACGCGGCUCAGCAACCAGCAGCCACUGUGGAAGAGCCAGUGGUGCCAGCCCCAUUGCCUAAGAAGAUCUCCUCAGAGGUCUGGCCUCCUGCAGGGAGCUGUUCAUCAUCAGAGCCUGAGCCUUUGAGAACCAGCAGGGAACACCCAGUGUCCUCCCUGCCCUCAAGGAAAGGGCCCUCAGAGGAUGAGGAGGAGGCCCCAGCUUUGCCCCCCAGGACUCUGGAAGGCCUCCAGGUGGUAGAAGAACCAGUGUAUGAAGCAGAGCCUGAGCCCGAGCCUGAGCCUGAGAAUGACUAUGAGGAUGUUGGGGAGAUAGACAUACAUGAGAAAGAUGAUGAACCCGAGGGGGACUAUGAGGAUGUGCUGGAGCCUGAGAAUCCCUCUUUGCCCUCCUCCCUGGCUGGAGCAUCAGGCUGUCCGGCUGGGGCUGGGAUCUCGGCUGUAGCCCUGUAUGAUUACCAAGGAGAGGGAAGUGAUGAGAUUUCCUUUGAUCCAGACGACGUCAUCACUGACAUUGAGAUGGUGGAUGAGGGCUGGUGGCGGGGACGUUGCCACGGCCGCUUUGGACUCUUCCCUGCAAAUUAUGUCAACCUUCUCCAGUAAAUGGCCCCUACUGCAUUCUGCACUGUGACUUCCCAUGUCCAAAGUGGCUCUGCCUCCACCUCCUCCCAUCCUGCUUCAAGUGUCUAAUAGGAUGUCACGAGUUUGCUGAAGUUCCACAUAGACUUCCCCCUCCCUCUGCAUUAGGGCUUGGGGCAGAGACAUCAUGAGGAAGGAGCUCUCCUUCAGUCCUCUCUAUCCUCUGUGAGCUCAUAGACAUUUAUCUUGUUGUCCUGCCUCCUUCCCCAUGAGUGCUCCCUCUAUCACCCCAAUCUCUGCCUUUUGCUUUCAAGAGCUCUGAGCUUCCUGGUUGGCUUACCUGGGAAGGUAUGUCUUGAUUGCCUGGUUUACCUGGUUGUGCUUUUGCCUACUUUCCUUCCUUGCAGAGAUAUCCUUUCUCUGCUCAGUCUUAAUGUUGGAAAUAAAGUGAGACUAUGUUUCACCUCUA